Miniopterus natalensis is the source of this 3024-nucleotide messenger RNA. RefSeq names its product FA complementation group E (gene FANCE). Gene Ontology annotation, biological process: interstrand cross-link repair. Gene Ontology annotation, cellular component: Fanconi anaemia nuclear complex. Lineage: Eukaryota; Metazoa; Chordata; Mammalia; Chiroptera; Miniopteridae. The record is from RefSeq and is a predicted model, not a curated record.
AUGGGUGCAGGUGAGCGCCUCCUCUCGUCGAGUGGGAGUGGGAAGAGGACACAGGAGGAAUCGCCCCUGUGUGGACCAUGCGUCUCCCCCAAGCCCCUUUUCCCCUCUCAGCUCCAAGUGCCAGGCGAGCCAGCUCCAGGCCCUGGAGAGGCCAUCGCUGUCUCCUCCCCUGUCUCCUCCCCACAUAGCUAUCAGCACCCGCGACCCCCUGGCCAGCUGCAGUGGGGCCGCCGCCGUUCAGAGCCGCUUGUCACCCGGCCAGGACCGCCACUGGGGCUGACCCGCAGGGGCUCCGAGCCCACCUACUUGUCCUCAGUGGCUGUGGGUUGGGGCUGGGCCGAGGCCGGCUGGGGCGCGGAGCCAGGCCUGGAGGAGUUGGCCAGCCAGAGCGAGGAGCUGGGUGGCAGUUCCUGGACGUUCCUGUCGCCAUCAUUUUCCCCAGCAGCUGCUGACGGAGACCGCAGCUACUCCCGGGAGUCUCGGCCUCAGUCAGACCCUGUCCAGGAGCUUGUGGCCCCACUUCAGAGCAUGGACCUUGAGGUGCAGCAGCAGGAGCAGGACAGUCGGGACGUCGUGUGUGGCAUCUGCAUGGACAAGGUGUGGGACAAGCCAGAGGCGAAGCGGAUCUUCGGCAUCCUGCCCAACUGCACUCACGCCCACUGCCUGGGCUGCCUGCGCACCUGGCGGAGGAACCGCCAGGACUUCCCACUCGAUGUCAUCAAGGCCUGUCCCCAGUGCCGUGUGCAUUCCAGCUACAUCAUCCCCCACAAAUUCUGGGUGAGCAAGGGGCCCGAGAAGGAGCAGCUCAUCAGGGACUUCAAGGCUCGGACCAGCCAGAUCCGAUGCCGGUUCUUCAUGCGGAGGAGUGGCCGCUGCCCCUUCAAGGCCGACUGCAUCUACCUGCACCAGCUCCCGGAUGGGGCCCCGUCCUCGCAUCCUCCGGGCCCUGAGAGUGCACAGCCGGCCUCUGGGAGUGAGGUGCUGGGCCCAGCAGCGUGGCUAGAGGACGAACUGUUCACGGAUUAUAACCUGGCAGCGGCCUUCUGGGGUUUAGAACUCCUGCUGGAUCCCAACAGUUCUUACCAUGUGCUGCGCGCGCUCGGCCGCCGCGCGGGGGAGCCUUUCCCCUGGGGUCGCGUCCUGGAGGCGCUGUGCCGCGAGGAGCCGGUCACCGAGGGCCCGCACUCUCGGCUGCAGCUGAAACCACUGCUGCUGCAUUUGCCCCGGUUAUGCCAGCGGAACCUGAUGUCCCUGUUGAUGGCUGUUAGGCCAUCUCUGCCUGAAAACAGGCUGCUCCCUCUACUGCAGAUCGCUCGGCAGGACCCAAGCCCUGACCCUGAUGCCUGGCUCCAGGCCCUGGGGGAAUUGCUGCGAAGGGAUCUGGGUGUUGGGGUCUCCAUUGAGGGAGCGUCCCCACUGUCUAAAAGGUGCCAGAGACAGCUCCGAGACCUAUGUAGGCAGCUGGGCCCAGGAGGCAGGAGGCUGAAGUUGACCCUGUCUCCAGACCCUGAAAAGGAAAGAGAGGAGGAGGAGGACUCCCAGCAGCCUAGGAAACGUAGAAAGGAGCCGGAGGAAGAGCCUGCCAGUCCUGAGGGGGAGAGGGCCCCCAAAAGGUUCCGGUGUUCGGCAAGGGAAGAAGAGGAAAGUCAUGAGGAAGAGAGAGCUGAACGUGAAUGUCUGGAAACCCUGGCAGAUGGAGGAGGCACAUCACCCAUUGAGAACCAGCCUGUGGUGGGGGUUGAGCCCAUUGAGACUGGUCAGAGUCUGGAGGAUGCUAAGGGAUUGGCUGAGAGUUUGGAGUUGCCCAAAGCUGUCCAGGACCAGGUUCCCAGACUGCAGCAGCUGCUCAAGACCUUCGGGGAGGGGUUGGAGGGGUUGGAGGAUGCCCCCCCAGUUGAGCUGCAGCUUCUCCAUGAGUGCAGCCCCAGCCAGAUGGACCUGCUCUGUGCCCAGCUGCAGCUCCCCCAGCUCUCAGACACAGGUCUCCUGCAGCUCUGUACCUGGCUGCUGUCCCUUUCGCCAGAUCUUAGCCUCAGCAAUGCUACUGUGCUGGCCAGGAGCCUCUUUCUUGGACGGAUUCUCUCCCUGACUUCCUCAGCCUCCCGCCUGCUCACAGCUUCCCUGACUUCCUUCUGUGCCAAGUAUACCUACCCCGUCUGCAGAGCCCUCCUUGGCCCCGUGCUCCGGGCCCCAGAAACAGGUCCAGCUCAAACAGAAUUACUGUGUUGCCUUAUGAAGGACGAGGCCCUGGAGCCAGAUGCACAGGUUCUGAUGCUGGGACAGAUCUUGGAGUUGCCCUGGAAAGAGCAGACUUUCUUGGUGUUGCAGUCACUCCUGGAGCGGCAGGUGGAGAUGACCCCCGAGAAGUUCAAUGUGUUGAUGGAGAGGCUCUGUAAAGAGGGGCUGGCAGCCACUGCGUCCAUGGCCUAUGCCAAGCUCAUGCUGACUGUGAUGACCAAGUAUCAGGCCAAUAUCACUGAGACCCAGAGACUAGGCCUGGCCACACCCCUGUCACUCAACACCACUUUCCUGAGGAAGUCCCUGCAGGCUGCCCUGAGACAUCUGGCCCCCUGACCUUCCACCAAGGGACCACUCUCUUAGAGCUCCCUCACUAGCUUCCUGAAGAUGCUUCUGCCCUCACCCUGACCCCUUGCUUGGGGGUAAAGGCCAAGCCUAGCCAUCCCAGGCAUCAACUGCCUCCCUGUUCCAGGCUGUGGAGAGGCCACCUUGACCCCCCAGCCAGCAGGGAGAGUACCAGGCUAACUGGGCUGCAUGAGCUGGAUUUCCAAGGGCUGCUGACCUGCCUCCCUCCUUGUCACUUCUACCUCAGCCUGCAGCAACAAACUUCCCAUAAGCCCCAGUAGGGUCAGAGUAGACCCAGAAGAGAUGAAUGAUGCUCUGGAGGACCUGUGUGCUCAGCACAAAUCUCUUGUGCUCCAGUUUUUGUUAUGAUCCUCUGUAUUGUUCUGACUUGAAUAAUAAUUUAUCAAUGGUAUUUAAUAAAAAGUGGAAAGUUCAAUCAUG